GGGUGAUUCAAAAUUAGAAGGCUUAGAACUUGACGAUAACUUUUUUACAAAGCUUCGUGAUGAAAAUAUCACUGGUGAUGUAUUUCUCAGGCUAACAGGUUGGGAUUUAAAGGAAUACGGAAUGACAUUAAGACAGGCAUUAAAACUUGAGGACUACAUUAAGGGACUGUAUAACCGAGAAGGAGCAUUAGGAGUUUAUCUUCAUGCUUUGGAAGAACAUGAAGCUAGGUUCACGAAACUAGAGCAGAGAGAUAAAGAAAAGACCAACCUUAUUGCCAAAAUGGAUGAUGAUAUCAAGGAAAUCAAACAAUCAUCGGCUAAUGCCAGCUCUGUCAAGAAUCCCAACAAUGUUGUUCGCCUGGGUAAACUAGAAAAGAUGGCAAAGCCAUCAAAUACAUCUGAUA
This is a messenger RNA of Funneliformis geosporum, 404 nucleotides long. The record is from the annotation of a GenBank genome assembly. Lineage: Eukaryota; Fungi; Glomeromycota; Glomeromycetes; Glomerales; Glomeraceae.